Messenger RNA from Linum trigynum, 351 nucleotides. Lineage: Eukaryota; Viridiplantae; Streptophyta; Magnoliopsida; Malpighiales; Linaceae. The record is from the annotation of a GenBank genome assembly.
AUGGUUGCCAACGACGAACAACAACGACUUCUUUCUGAUUCACGUCCUCGCGUGGAAGCUGCCGCUUUUCAGGGAAAGGGGGAGCAUGAUUUCACAGCAAGUGGCGCGAACGUACUGCAGAAGGACGUCGCUUCUGUGUCCAUUGCCAAAAGCGAGGCCAUUUCAAAGCACCAUACUAUGAAAUUCAUGGCUGGCCCUCGCGUCAACAGGGGCAAGGUGACAAACCUCGUCGCCAAGGAAACAAGUCAGGACGCAGCGAUCCUCAAGAUGCUAUCGUCGAAAGUGACACCAGCCCAAUCCCUGUGCUCACUCCUGCUCAAGUCGCACAACUCUGUGCAUUCCUCGGUCUGA